AGACAAACAAACCAAAUUUAUAUUUAAAUUUAUUUCAGAUUCACGAUGUUGGAAUCUCUAUUUGACGAUGUUAAACGGAUGGACAAACGGCAAUUCGUUUAUCAGGUCCUGAGUUUUGGCAUGAUAGUCUCAUCAGCCCUAAUGAUUUGGAAAGGCUUAAUGGUUGUCACUGGAUCCGAAUCUCCGAUUGUUGUUGUACUGUCUGGUUCUAUGGAACCUGCUUUCAAGAGAGGAGAUCUCCUUUUCCUCACAAACUUCGAAGAAGAGGAUAUUAGAGUUGGAGAAAUUGUCGUCUUCAAGAUAGAUGGUCGAGAUAUUCCUAUAGUGCACAGAUUUUUGCUCUUUUUUCUUAAAAUAUGCUCCAUUGUUUUUUUACAGUUCUUGACAAAGGGUGACAACAACUCUGUUGAUGACAGAGGUCUGUACGCUCCUGGACAACUCUGGUUAGACAGGAAGGACGUGGUCGGCCGAGCCCGAGGAUUCCUUCCCUACGUUGGAAUUGUUACCAUCGUUAUGAACGAUUAUCCUAGAUUCAAGUAUGCUGUGCUGGCCUGUCUUGGCUUCUAUGUUCUGAUACAUAGAGAAUAAAAAGGGACCUGAUGAUAUACUUCCUUGAGAACUUCCUUCCUUCUAUAUCCUCUACAUGUUGACAAAUUUUGGGGACUUGGGUCUACUCCUCUGUUUUCAUAUUGAAUCAAGGAGAAGUUUGACAUUAUCCAGUGUUUUGGAGAGGGUUUGUGUUACUUGCAAUCAACUUUUUUACAUAUAGUUUUUUGUUAUUAAAAUUAUGUUAUUUUUUACUUGCCUAAACUUGUUUUAGUUCUAUCUUUUUUUUACAACUUAUGGUAAACUCAUAGUGCACAACUUUUUUUACUUAUCAGUAGGGUCUUUUAUCAAAAAGUUUGCAUUGUAAAAAAAUCACUAAUUGAAUGAAUGCUCUAUGAGUAUGGAGUAUUAAUUAUAAUAAAUUGUUUUCUGUGAUUCAUAUCAACGGCUGAACACUGGAAUAUAACACUUGGCUUUUGAAUUAUGGAUUGAAUCAAUGUUUGGAGAAAGCUAGAAAAGGGAAGAUUUUAUUUUUUAAAGUUUAAUUGGAAUACAAAUCAAAUUCUUCAUCUUUGAAUCGAAGGUGUGUGAACAAUAUCAUUGUAUUGCAUUUUUACUUUUUUUUCUUCUUCAAAUUUAGCUGUACAUACUGUAAAAUGUACAGUGUACAUCACACAGUACACGUCGUUGGGCAUGUGUAAAAGGAAUUCUUGCAGUUUUCGCAAAAAUUGAUAUCUUGUUGUUGCAUUUUUUGCUGUGGGUUAAAUUCUUUUUAACUUUAACAUUCUUCACGUCAUGGUAGUUAAAUGUUUGAGUUUAUAAAAAUAGUCUUGCGCAUUUUCAUCUCCUAGCUCUGCGAAUUCACAAUUAUAGUUUGGCGCAUUUUCCAGA
Eurytemora carolleeae is the source of this 1437-nucleotide messenger RNA. It is a transcript of the gene twr, whose product is annotated as signal peptidase complex catalytic subunit SEC11A. NCBI's taxonomy places the organism in Eukaryota, Metazoa, Arthropoda, Copepoda, Calanoida, Temoridae. Gene Ontology annotation, molecular function: serine-type endopeptidase activity. The record is from RefSeq and is a predicted model, not a curated record. The transcript has 7 exons. Bases 46 to 588 code for a protein of 180 amino acids. Gene Ontology annotation, cellular component: signal peptidase complex; membrane.